Molecule: messenger RNA, 699 nt
Organism: Camellia sinensis
Lineage: Eukaryota; Viridiplantae; Streptophyta; Magnoliopsida; Ericales; Theaceae
Source: RefSeq, a predicted model, not a curated record
UUUGAUUUAAGUUUUGUCUUUUGAGCUAUGGCCUCUGCCUGCAAUGACAUUAUUACCAGGUUUUUGCACUCAAAAGGAAUCAUUUACUGCGAUCUGAAACCAUCAAACAUCUUACUGGAUGAAAAUGGUCGUACAAAGCUUUGUGAUUUUGGAUUGGCAAGAAAAUUGAAUGAUAUAUCUAAAACUCCUUCAUCCUCGUUGCCACAAGCAAAACGUGGAACUCCCUUUUACAUGGCUCCUGAGUUGUUUCAGGAUGAAGGGGUCCAUUCUUAUGCUUCUGAUUUGUGGGCUCUUGGUUGUGUGCUAUAUGAGUGCUACGUUGGGAAUCCACCCUUCAUGGGAAAAGAAUUUACUCAGUUAGUAAAAUCAAUCCUUUCAGACCCAACUCCAUCUCUUCCAGGUACUCCCAGCCGUCCCUUUGUCAAUCUAAUCAAUUCCCUCCUGGUGAAAGAUCCGUCUGAAAGAAUACAGUGGGUUGAGCUCUGUGGACAUGCUUUUUGGAGAACAAAAUUUACUCCACUGCCUUUACCUCCUCAGCCUGCUUUCACUAAUAUGAUAGAGCUUUUAUCUAAACCAUAUCUCUCAGAACGCAAUAGCGACAAUCCUCCCCAAAACAAAACCCCACCAAAAUCUCGUGGAAAAGAUUCCAAAGGGGGUCCCAAACAGGAUGAGAAUUCUAUUUUGGGAUUUAAAUUGUAG